Messenger RNA from Macrosteles quadrilineatus (aster leafhopper), 1659 nucleotides. RefSeq names its product RNA pseudouridylate synthase domain-containing protein 1-like. The record is from RefSeq and is a predicted model, not a curated record. The transcript has 5 exons. Lineage: Eukaryota; Metazoa; Arthropoda; Insecta; Hemiptera; Cicadellidae. Bases 131 to 1027 code for a protein of 298 amino acids. Gene Ontology annotation, biological process: pseudouridine synthesis. Gene Ontology annotation, molecular function: pseudouridine synthase activity; RNA binding.
CUUAAUUUGCUCUACAGACUGGGUCAAGUAGAUUAGUUUUACAAUAACUUGAUAUCAACAGUAACAAAAUAAAACAAUUUGAUUAGUUUAAGAUUAAUGGAUUCAGGUAUGAUGAGGGGAGUGAAAAAUAAUGGAGGUAUUUGUGCAGGAGCUAUUAACUUUUUUGGCAGUUGAAUUUUCCUUACAAUCUAUAUAUCAAGUUGUUACAAAAUUGCACGAUGCUCUGAAGAAUGGAAAGGAAAUUGUUAUUAAGAAGCACUCAGAUCUAAACGUUGUUCAUCACAGUCAAAAUUUUCUAAUUCUGAACAAAGGCUAUGAUGUUCUUAUAAAUAGUAAUGAGCCUGGGGUUAAGACUUUACACCAUGAUCUCUGCCACUCAUACCCGAGUUUAGUAAAUCCCAAACUGCAGCAUGGAUUCUACUUUACUCAUAGAUUGGAUUUUGCCACUAGUGGUGCGAUUUGUAUCGCUUUGCAUAAGAAAGCCUGUUCAGCAGCGUCAUCUGCCUUUCAAAAUAGGACUUCAAGAAAGUAUUAUUUAGCUCUACUGAGGGGUCAUGUAGCAAAGGAAAUUAUGGAAAUCAGCAAGGCCAUAGGAGAGGAUGCCCGUGAGGUAAAUGGGAGUCAUCGUAUGUGUACGACUGAUGAGAUCAGCUGUCUUUAUCCUCGAACUGCUCACACCUUACUGCUGGUCCUACAGCGAGGUCUAUUUGAUGGUUACCCGGCUACUAAGGUGCUUCUACAGCCAAUCACCGGCCGGCGACACCAGUUAAGAGUGCACUGUUCACACAUCGGCCACACUAUUAUCGGGGACUACACCUACAGCAGGGGCAAAGAUGUUCUACCUUACAGGACAUUUCUACAUGCUUUUAGGUUGAUUCUACCCAACCCGGUGGAGCCAAUAGACGUAGUGACACCAGAUCCCUUCACUACAGGGUGUCUCAACACCUGGGUGCCAGUGGAGACUAUCAACGAGUUGAACAAUCAUGUGUUCGACAAGCUUUGUGUCAACGGCCAAAAUAAUUACUGAACCAGCUUAUGAGUUGUGAUAAUUUCUAGUCAUCUACUAAGAAAUAAGGAGCUUACAUUUUGUACUUAUUUUUUAUGUAGGCCUAUAGGUUUUUUAGUGUAUUGGCAAUUAAUUUAACUAAUUACUAACAUGAUAUUACCUAGGUUUGAGACAUAAGAUGCAUUUUUUACGUGUAAGUUUUAAUCUGCUUGAAAGUGUCUUGUCAAAAAGUCAAUUACAAACUUAAUUUUUAUCUUUGGAGAAAAUUGAAACAAGGAGAAAAAAUCAAUAUGCAAGAUUUAAAUUGAUUGUAUAUUGAAUAAAGGGGUAUAAAUAAGUUUUUCGCAUCAAACAUUUUACGGUAUGAAGUUUGUAGAAAUUGGUUUACACCCCAUAACUUCACUUAAUCCAUAACACUUACAACAAAUGAAUAUAUAUGUUUGGUUGUGUCUUUUUUUUGUUGUCUGAUAAAAUCCUACCUAAUAAACUUUUUUUAAAUCAGUUUAUUUCUAAACAAUCUCCCUUUGUGUAGGACUGUUGUUUGUUAAAAAGAUAUUUAAUAAAGCUGAGUUAAUAUAUUGUUAUACCAGGGGUUCUUUUACAGGAAUUUUUUUAAAUGUAUAAACUGAUUAAAGACUUGCUUAUCUUUUAAA